GUCCCAACCUUACCACCAUCACCUUGCUUGUCGGUAUUUCUGUAACAGCUCAUUAUUAUUAUUUUUCUGUAUCUUCCACUUCUUUAUGACCUCAUGACAUGGAAUCCAUAGACUACAUCGACAUCCCCCCUUGUGCAACCCGAAUAAAGUCUUCAUCCACCAAAUCAAAGCCGCGCCCUCAUCCCACUCCUUCACCAAUCCGCACGUCGUUGCCGCACCAACCAGACAAUUCCCAUCCUCAACCAACCAGCUUACUCUCACCUACAAAUGCCGCCCUCAACUUCCUACCCAGCGUUCUCCUGACUUCGGUGCCUACGAACUCACCUCCAGAUAAAUCAAAUAAGCGGAAAACAAGCCAGCAGCCUUUGCUAUCUGUCAAGGACCCGCUUUCUCUGGCCAUAAUGUCGGCAAACUUUCGGCGUUUCGUAUCCAAGGUCGGACCGGUGUUUUGGUUGCAGGAUCGUGUGGAAGAGAUUGUGAUGUGGAGGAGAGGGUGGAAGGUUACAUCAACGUGGAUAGCCGCGUGCGCGUUCCUUUGUUACUUUCCUCGGCUUCUACUACUCUUACCUCAAGUAGCCGUCAUAGCGGUUAUCCUGGCAACGUAUAAAUACACACCGCCAUCCUCUGAUACAUCGCCUGUCCAAGAGGAGGAGAGUGUAGCAUGGCAAGCCAACAUUCAAGCCAUACAGAACCUCAUGGGAUUCUAUUCUGAUGCUUAUGAUGCUGUCCAGCCUCUGGUUCUCAAUCUCACCCACCGAACCUCCUUUACCCUUCCCCUCCUCACAAUCGUAACCCUGAGCCUUAUACCCGGGGUAGUACUCGUCUCCCUACCCUCCCUCCCCAUUCGUAUCAUCUGUUUCUCUCUGGGGAUAGUGCCCCUCGCGCUAACCAAUCCACACGUCCAGUCAUCACUCCUCAUUCUCCGCCAUGUCGACAGAAACUUCUGCUGGCUCCGAUAUAAGCUCGGACUAGAGUCUAAACUCCCACUGACAACUUUCGUCCAGCGACUCGUCGACGACAAUAACCUCUCCGACUCGUGUUGGACUGCAGAGAUGCGCGAAGUGGAACUGUUUGAGAACGAGCGCCAUCUGGACGCCCAGGGUGGGACCGAAAAGAGCUGGAGCAAGGAGAAUUUGAAGAGCGACGAGCGAAGCGCGUGGACGAGAGGUCCUGAUGGUCUAGGUGGAUCUGUUAGGUCCAUGCGUUUCUUUUACCUCAGCAAUUUGACAUUUACGCUCGAACCUGGGUGGUACUUUGUGCAAACCGAAGAUUGGAGGCUUGAUGUAGAUGCGAUAUGGGCUGCACGGGGCGGGGAUUCGAAUGGCUGGGUGUACACCAAUGAUUCCUGGCUGGAUCCUCGGUCGACUAACACUGGCGGGGCUGCGACCCGGAAAAGGAGGUGGAUGCGGAGGAUAUGGUACAAUCCUCCAGUCGACAGCUAGCAUUCUCUUUUUUUGCUUCUAUUACACGAAGCAAUGCAUACAGAGAGAUCACCUAUGCCUGUUUGAUGAAAGAUCUCCUGGGACCUUGUUCGAGCAUCGAUUACCGUUUUCAGCAUGUUCAGCCUUCAGUGUGGGGCUUUUGCACGUCAGUUCUUUGCCAUCUCCUUGAAAGUCUAAUAACUCCGAUGUGAUUGUACACUUCGGAGGCAGAGUAUGUGGUGAAUGAUGGAAGGGAGAGGAGCGCGUCUCUCUGAAGAGAUAAGUGCGUUCAAGAUGAGUGUUUCGGUACCAAGUAAUCAUGAGCUGGGCAAAUUCUCGCUUCACUUUUUU
Molecule: messenger RNA, 1772 nt
Organism: Guyanagaster necrorhizus
Lineage: Eukaryota; Fungi; Basidiomycota; Agaricomycetes; Agaricales; Physalacriaceae
Exons: 6
Coding region: 99-1442 (447 amino acids)
Biological process (GO): peroxisome organization
Cellular component (GO): peroxisomal membrane
Source: RefSeq, a predicted model, not a curated record